AUGCGUCUUGCACGUUUCAUGACCAGUGAUGACAUUGCAGAUUAUAAAACGCUCUUUCUAGAGGCGGGAGAACGAUGGAAACGAGAAGAGGAGCAAUGGAAACAAGCAGAGGAACAAAGACGUGAAGCAGGCCUAAGGAGACGGGCAGAGGAACAAACUCGACGAACGACCUUUGACGAGGAAAAAGUGCCCAGUAAAACUGCGCCCGUGGACAGAAUUUCAAACCCGGCAGGAGGACAAAUGUCGCUCCAAUGGGAAGCUGUGGAGCAUCGGGCGCGCCAUUCAAAAUCACCUAUGCUGAAUAUGGGUAUACUGUUGUUGGAAAAGGCACGACCUCCUCACGGUGGCCGGAGCUCUUGCGCGAAGCCGAGGUAUAUCGUGUCCUGCAGCAAGUUCAGGGUUCUGCAGUUCCUGUUUUCCUAG
Molecule: messenger RNA, 423 nt
Organism: Aspergillus chevalieri
Lineage: Eukaryota; Fungi; Ascomycota; Eurotiomycetes; Eurotiales; Aspergillaceae
Exons: 1
Coding region: 1-423 (140 amino acids)
Source: RefSeq, a predicted model, not a curated record